AUGAAUCAAAUUACAAGUAGUGAAAUAAUAAACGAUGCAUUUCAGUCGGUGUCAAAACCAAAAGAAAGAGUAAAACAGCUGAUUCAGGAUUUAGAGGAGUUAAAAUCGUAUCAGUUAAAUAAACGGAAAGAAUACGAGCAGCAAUUAAACAAGAAUAGGCUCAAUUUCGGCCAGUGGUUGCGUUAUGCUAAAUGGGAACUAAAUAAUAAUCAUGAUUUUCAAAGAGCUCGAUCGAUAUUUGAAAGAGCGUUGGAGGUAAACGUCGAACAUGUUCCUUUUUGGGUUCAAUACAUUCAAGCAGAGCUACAAAAUAGAAAUAUAAAUCAUGCUCGAAAUUUGCUUGACAGGGCAGUCACAAUAUUGCCCAGAGUCGAUAAAUUGUGGUUUCUAUAUGUUCAAACGGAGGAGAUGCUUAAAAGCUAUUUGAAUGUGAGAAGUGUUUUUGAGAGAUGGCUAGAAUGGAAGCCUGUUGAGUCUGCAUGGGAAGCUUAUAUUAAUUUUGAGAUACGUUAUGAUGAACUUGAUAAUGUGCGAGACUUGUUCAUGAGGUUCGUGAAAGCGUAUCCAAAGGGAAGCGUAUGGUUGAAAUGGAUUGAGUUUGAGCUUAGCUUGGGUUCAAGGUUUAUCAGAGAGACCUUCGAACUAGCUGUUGACGUGAUGCUAGGAGAUCCAGCUACGAAGAAUGACCCCGACUUAGCAUACAUAAUAUGUAAGUGGGCAGAAUGGGAGGUCUCAGUAAAAGAAUACAAAAGAGCAAGAAUGAUUUACACAGCUCUGGUGGAAAAGUUUGCUAAGGAUUUGCUGCCUGAUAAAAUUAAUUUGAUUUAUCAAUCUUAUAUAAAUUUUGAAAAGCUCUACGGAGAAGAAGACAACAUAGAAGAAAGCAUAGUUCUCAAGAGACAAAAAAGAUACGAGGUAGAGCUAAAGCAAAAUCCUUAUGAUUUUAACACAUGGUGGCUCCUACUUAAUAUUUUACCAAAUGAUGCCGCUACAGUAAGACCUUAUUUUGAGGAAGCGAUAAGAAAUGUGCCACAAGAUACUAAAAAGACGUUGAAUUGGAGACGGUUUAUACUAAUCUGGAUUAGAUAUGCAUUAUGGGAAGAAUUCAAUAACUCUGAUUCCUCUAAAGCUCGUCAAGUUUGGAGUGAUUGUUUAAAUGUAAUCCCUCAUAAACGAUUUUCCUUUGGAAAAGUUUGGAUUCAUUUUGCAGAAUUUGAGAUUAGAAACAGCAACUUGACAAAUGCUAGAAAGAUACUAGGAAGGGGAAUUGGACAAGCGAAUCGUUCAAAGCCAAAACGAAGUUUAUUCCAGUUCUAUAUUGAUCUUGAACAAAAGUUGGGCGAGUGGGAUAGAGUAAGAAAGAUUUUCGAAAAAUGGUUGGAAUCAGUUCUUAUUAGCCCCACGACUGAAGUUUCGGCUAUGGAGGUUUUGUUCGCUUAUAUCUCCUUUGAAAGUAGAAUGAAAGAAAAUAAUAGAUGUGUUGCACUUUUCAGUUUGGGUAUCAGACUAGCUGAAAAUAUUCCUGAAAAGUUUCCUCAUCUUGAACACUUAUGGAUGGCAUUCAUUAAUUACUAUAAGGAGGAGAUGAUGUACUCAGAAGCAAGGGAGUUAUACAAACAAUUAAUAGAAAAAACUUCAAGUCCACAAGCAUGGAUAUCACUUGCCCUCUUUGAGAUAUCAGUUCCAAAUGAGACUCAAUUAACGCAAUUCUUAGGUGGUCAAGAUGAAACAUUCGAGUUUGCUAUUGAAGACCCUCAGAUGGAAAAGAGCCGGUCUGUUUUCCAAGAAGCCAACAGAUUUUUUAAAGAUACGGGUUCCAAUAGGGAUAGAGCUAUUAUUCUCAAUGAAUGGAAAGAUUUCGAAGAAUCAUAUGGAGACGAACGUUCAAUCAAACUGAUUGAAGAGAAACUUCCUGUGAUUUCCAAGAAAACUAAGUUAAAAGACAAUGUCGAAGAGGAGUAUUUAGAGUAUAUAUUUCCUGAAGAUCAGAAUGACAGUCCUAACCCUCCAACUGGAUUAGGUGCAUUUUUGGCAAAUGCCAAAAAAUGGGCUAUGAAAGAUGAAAUAUAA
This is a messenger RNA of Priceomyces carsonii, 2070 nucleotides long. RefSeq lists its product as uncharacterized. The transcript has a single exon. The record is from RefSeq and is a predicted model, not a curated record. Gene Ontology annotation, molecular function: protein binding. NCBI's taxonomy places the organism in Eukaryota, Fungi, Ascomycota, Pichiomycetes, Serinales, Debaryomycetaceae. Gene Ontology annotation, biological process: spliceosomal complex assembly; mRNA splicing, via spliceosome. Bases 1 to 2070 code for a protein of 689 amino acids. Gene Ontology annotation, cellular component: post-mRNA release spliceosomal complex; nucleus; U2-type catalytic step 2 spliceosome.